Nicotiana tabacum (common tobacco) is the source of this 1020-nucleotide messenger RNA. Its product is annotated as F-box protein CPR1-like. Lineage: Eukaryota; Viridiplantae; Streptophyta; Magnoliopsida; Solanales; Solanaceae. The record is from RefSeq and is a predicted model, not a curated record. Gene Ontology annotation, molecular function: protein binding.
AUGGUCGAUGGAAUUAUGAAAAGAUUCCCAGAAGACGUGGUUAUUUAUAUACUAUUAAGGUUUCGGGUAAAAUUUCUUUUGCGAUUCAAAUGCAUCUCAAAAACUUGUUACACUCUCAUAAAAUCCUCCAUUUUUGUCAAUCUUCAUCUCAGUCGGACCACAAAUGACAAAGAUGAAUUCAUUCUUUUUAAGCGCUCAUGGAAAGAAGAAACCAGUCUGUAUAAAACUAUCAUAUCUUUUCUUUCUGUUAGAGCUGAUGAUUAUCUCAACCCCAUUAUUCCGGAUCAAGAUGUGCCUUAUAUGACAGCGACGUAUAGUAUUGAGUAUGAUCAACUCAUUGGUCCUUGUCAUGGUUUGAUAGCUUUGAUGGAUGAUCUUAAUACUCUGUUAUUCAAUCCGUCAACAAGAAAGUAUAUGCUGCUCCCGCCCAGCCCUUUUAAUUGUCCGAGAAAUCACUAUCGAACAAUCAGAUGUGUUGGGUUUGACUUCGACUCCAUUGCAAAUGACUACAAGGUUGUUAAAAAGUUUUGAAAUUUACAGCGAGGAUCGUAUUGUUAUGGUUAUCCUAUAGAGGAAGGGGGAAAAGUGGAGGUUUAUGAAUUGGGUAUUGAUUCAUGGAGAGAAUUGGAUCAUGUGGAUCCACCGCUACCCGUGUUUGUUUGGUCGCCUUGUUCUCAGGUUUUUUACAAGGGAUCUUUUCAUUGGUUCGCCAAUCGAGUAAUUCUUUGUUUUGACAUGAGUACAGAGAUUUUUCGUAAUAUGAAAACGCCUAAUACUCAUGACUGCUCAAAUAGAAAACGAUAUAGCCUCAUUAACUUAAAUGAGUCUCUCACCUUGAUAUGUUACCCCUGUCUAGUGCCCGUGAUUGAUCCAACAAAAGAUUUGAUGGGAAUUUGGAUGAUGAUAGAUUAUGAUGUAUAUGAUUCUUGGAUACAGAAAUACAAAAUUAGAGGUCUUCCUAUUGAAACCCCAUAAGCAGUUUGGCAAGAUUAUUUAUUGCUUUUUCAAAGCAAAAGUGAA